AAACGUUCUUGCUUGCUGUUUUUGCAAGUAUUUUCAGAACAGGUCUUUUCCAGGUUCGUGCAGUAACCAGGAAUGUUGGCAGUGACAAAGCAAUGGCACUGGCUGCAAAGGGCAUUGAGAUAGCACAGGCUGACCUAGAUGACCGCCAAAGUCUUGCUGAUGUACUUGACGGAGCUUACGCUUGCUUCAUUGUCACCGACACGCAAUUCAAACGAACUGACUGUGGAGAAUAUGAAUACAGUCAAGGUGAGAACGUCGCCGACAUCUGUAUGGUCAAGAAGGUCCGACACGUUGUCUUCUGCUCACAGUUGAAUGCAUUUGAUGGCAUGGGGUUGCAGGUCAAACAUUACGAUGCUAAAUCACGCAUUGAGGACUUCAUGAAAGAGAGGGCACUACCAUUAACAACCAUUAUGAUUUCUUGUUACUAUGGACAUUUUCUCACUUGGUUGAAACCACAGAAAUAUGGUGACCAUAUGUAUAAAAUUGCCAUUCCAAUGGGAAAUAUAUCGCUGGAUGUAAUAAGUGUGGCACAGAUAGGUGAAGCUGUCCGAAGUAUCUUAAACAACAGAGCGCAGACACUCAACAGGAACUUCCUACUCUCUGGUGACAAGUUAACUAUUGUAGAGAUAGCUCGAACGUUUAGUAAGCAUCUGAGACCUUACGAGUUUAUUGAUGCACAGUUUUCCCCACCAUAAUGGACGCCAUCUUGGAAAUUGUCAAGUCUAGAGACCACGGAAAAAUUAAUUCCGGGAUUGAAGAGCUUUGACACACCUGGGUUCGGGAAAACAAGCAGGCAUUGAUGAGUGUUCUUGAACAAUAGGAAGACAGAGAGCCAUACAAGUAAUGUGUUGCACAUUUGUAUAAUGUAUUGCACAUUUGUAUAAUGUAUAGUACCAGUACAAUACUUCUUCUUGAAUCGUGUCAUAGCACAAAGUACUCGGUGAUGAACUAAAAUUUAUAGGAAUUUGCUAAAUAACCGUUGCACACUUUGGUUUAAUAAUCUUAAAAUGAUGUCACUAUUGAUUGUCUAGUUGUUAGCUGAGGACUUUAAUAAAACAAUCAUAAUAAUUAUUAUAAUAAUAGGCUUACAGUACUUAAAUAUUUGUAAUGCACCGAUUUCAAGUAAAUUAUGGCACAGUAGGUAUAUCUUGAGCAAUUUUAGUAUGUUCACAAUCCUAGUUCCUAUUAAUAAAUUAAAUGAAGGAAAGCUUUUAAAGCAUUUAAACACUGGAAUGGCACCCUCUAAUUUCUCCAUAAAGCAUUGUAGCAAACAAUGUAUGAUUUUAUUUUUGAGUUGUGUUUUGACUUAAUAUUACUAUAAGCUGAAAAUUGAAGCAGUUGUCACAUUACUAACAAUGGUAUCAUUAUUCUGGGUAUAUUAAUUAGCCAAUUAGUAAAAAUGCCUUUAUUAUUUUUUAAAGUUGAAUUACAGCUUUCUAAUUUAUAGUACAAUAGAACUAUCCUUGUCAGCUUCAACUUCAACCAAAAUCGUAAUGGUUAUUAUUAUACAAAACAUGGUUACUGUAUAUGGGAUUAUGCAUACAUAUAUAGAAACUGAAAUAUUAACCUACCAGAAUUUUUUUUUAUAGUAUAUUUAUUUUAAAAUAUGUAUAAUUAUGUAAUAUCAGAAUCAUAUAGCGAUUUAUAUAUUAUAAUAGAAAGUUAAUUUUAAAGUGGUUUUUCACCACAUACUGAAACUCAAGGCACGGGCUGAUGAAGAGAAAAAUAGGAACAAAUUAAAUACUGUUUUUUUGUUGUUUUUUUUUUUUAUAUUAACACUGCUCUUAAAGAGACUCAAGGAGUUAAUCUGGAGUUUAUCUUGUCCAUCUGAAUCUACAUUUUGCAAUAUGUAUCACUUUCUUUCGAAUUUCUUUUCUGUAUUUACUCGAAUAUACGCCGCUUUUGGAAUAAACACCUCCCCAUUUACAGAUUCAGAUAUUUAUUACGUCAAAAUGUCAGUGCAUCAUGAUAAUUGGUUUCCACGGUUCAAAAUACAAAUAAUACUUAUUCUCUGGUAAAUACAGUACUUGGAUAUGACAGUGUUAAAUAUUGAUUUCAUUGAAUUGAAUUAAAAAAGAAAAAUUGCACAUGUACAGGUAUAUGAGUUGUGAGAAUUAUACUUGGGGCCUAUACAAACUUGAUUUACAAUUAUUACUACAUGGUUAAUGAAUAUUCUGCAAUAAGAUGCAUGGCCGGCGGAACCGGGCCCAACUUUUUGGCAAAAAACAUAUUAUGUCUGGAGAUUUUUGGAUGAUCGGAAAGAAAUGCAAGAGAAGAAAGAAGGAAGGAGGAGAAGGAGGAGAAGGAAGGGAAAGAGAAUGUUUAUCCACUCCCCGACCGAGUUACAUUUUCUCGCAAUGCACAUUGGCGGAUCUAGAGGAGGAGGGUCAUGGGUCCUGACCCUUCCCUUGGGCAACAAAAAAAAGGGAAAAAAGAAUUCUAGACCUACCUUUUCAGGACCCGUGAGCUGUUUUUUUGGUUUUUUU
This is a messenger RNA of Anneissia japonica, 2486 nucleotides long. RefSeq names its product nmrA-like family domain-containing protein 1. Lineage: Eukaryota; Metazoa; Echinodermata; Crinoidea; Comatulida; Comatulidae. The transcript is spliced from 4 exons. The record is from RefSeq and is a predicted model, not a curated record. The coding region runs from base 93 to 695 and encodes 200 amino acids.